Molecule: messenger RNA, 1078 nt
Organism: Pan troglodytes (chimpanzee)
Lineage: Eukaryota; Metazoa; Chordata; Mammalia; Primates; Hominidae
Gene: OR10H2
Product: olfactory receptor family 10 subfamily H member 2
Exons: 1
Coding region: 21-968 (315 amino acids)
Biological process (GO): G protein-coupled receptor signaling pathway
Cellular component (GO): membrane
Molecular function (GO): olfactory receptor activity; G protein-coupled receptor activity
Source: RefSeq, a predicted model, not a curated record
CCCAACUAGGGGUGGCCAUCAUGCUGGGGCUAAACCACACCUCCAUGUCUGAAUUCAUCCUCGUCGGCUUCUCUGCCUUCCCCCACCUCCAACUGAUGCUCUUCCUGCUGUUCCUGCUGAUGUACCUGUUCACGCUGCUGGGCAACCUGCUCAUCAUGGCCACCGUCUGGAGCGAGCGCAGCCUCCACACGCCCAUGUACCUCUUCCUGUGCGCCCUCUCCGUCUCCGAGAUCCUCUACACCGUGGCCGUCAUCCCGCGCAUGCUGGCCGACCUGCUGUCCACCCAGCACUCCAUCGCCUUCCUGGCCUGUGCCAGUCAGAUGUUCUUCUCCUUCAGCUUCGGCUUCACCCGCUCCUUCCUGCUCACUGUCAUGGGCUACGACCGCUACGAGGCCAUCUGCCAUCCCCUGCGCUACAACGUGCUCAUGAGCCCACGGGGCUGCGCCUGCCUGGUGGGCUGCUCCUGGGCUGGUGGCUCGGUCAUGGGGGUGGUGGUGACAAUGGCCAUUUUCCAACUGACUUUCUGUGGAUCCCAUGAGAUCCAGCAUUUUUUAUGUCAUGUGCCACCUCUGUUGAAGUUGGCCUGUGGAAAUAACGUACCAGCUGUGGCCCUGGGCGUGGGCUUGGUAUGUAUCAUGGCACUGCUGGGCUGUUUUCUCCUCAUCCUCCUCUCCUAUGCCUUCAUCGUGGCGGACAUCUUGAAGAUCCCUUCUGCUGAAGGUCGGAACAAGGCCUUCUCCACCUGUGCCUCUCACCUUAUUGUGGUCAUUGUGCACUAUGGCUUUGCCUCUGUCAUCUACCUCAAGCCCAAAGGUCCCCACUCUCAGGAGGGUGACACCCUGAUGGCCACCACCUACACAGUCCUCACGCCCUUCCUCAGCCCCAUCAUCUUCAGCCUCAGGAACAAAGAACUGAAGGUUGCCAUGAAGAGGACCUUCCUCAGCAAACUCUAUUCCUCAGGCACCUGAGUAGCUGGUGUGGAAGUGCUGAUAGAAUAUGAUAGGAGGAUGACCAUCACCUUGUCUGCACAGUGUGGCUAGUAAUGCUUACCUUGUAAGGCAGGUGUAAAGAUUUCUGU